GCCAUGUGACCACUGGUGAUAAGUAUGUAAAUAAGUCAGGUUUAAAGGUGAUCCUCUUCCACUGGCAUCGUGCGCGAGAGAGAUUUGACUGCGCGCACACACCACUCAGCUGUGCAUCUCCACGAGAACAUUAACCAGGAGGAUGAGUUUCUUAUUUGGAAAUCGCUCAUCCAAGACAUUCAAGCCCAAGAAGAACAUUCCAGAAGGUUCUCACCAAUACGAGCUGCUGAAACAUGCUGAGGCGACACUGGGCAGUGGGAACCUGCGCAUGGCCGUCAUGUUGCCCGAUGGAGAGGAUCUGAAUGAAUGGGUUGCAGUGAACACGGUGGACUUCUUUAACCAAAUCAACAUGCUUUAUGGGACUAUUACAGACUUUUGCUCUGCGGACAGCUGUCCAGUUAUGUCCGCUGGACCCAAAUAUGAGUAUCACUGGGCUGAUGGAACUAACAUCAAAAAGCCAAUCAAAUGCUCUGCUCCUAAAUACAUUGACUACCUGAUGACCUGGGUACAGGAUCAGCUUGAUGAUGAAACACUUUUUCCAUCUAAAAUUGGUGUCCCCUUUCCUAAGAACUUCAUGUCUGUGGACAAGACAAUUUUGAAGCGUCUUUUUCGUGUAUAUGCUCACAUUUAUCACCAGCACUUUGACUCAGUCAUGCAGCUGCAGGAGGAAGCUCACCUCAACACCUCUUUUAAGCACUUCAUCUUUUUUGUUCAGGAGUUUAACCUAAUUGACCGAAAGGAACUUGCACCACUUCAAGACCUGAUUGACAAACUAACCACCAAGGACAGAUAGACUGACAUGUACAAAAUAAUCAUUCUUCUGUCACUUUACUGAUUUUCAUCUUUCCUUUUUUAUUUCUCUUUCUGUUGCUUUUGUUCUUUGUACAAAUGCCCUACUCUGACUUUUACACUAGAGCACAUGCUAAGCUCACAUUAGCUGGGCAACAGGGAAUACAAUCCUGUAACAACAUAAAAUGGGCUAGCACAAUGCUAAUGGCUGAAAAGGGCAUUAGCUAGUGUCCUUGAACAGUUUGCUGAUUUUAGUUUCAAUAGUAAAACACAAGACAUAACAUUUUUUUUUUUUAUCUCUGUUGUGAUGUAUCCACCAGCAGUGAGGUGCAGUAAUGUUAAUGUGUGCUGGUUUGCCUGUCUGUGUGUUUGAGUGUGUUGAGUCUGCGCAUGUCCCAGUUUUCAAUGCAGUAAUGUAACAGCAAACAGUAACUGUAAAGAGUCAUACUUAGUCUAUUUUCCUAUGCAAUUGCCAUGCUCAACUGUUAUUGCUACCUGUCCCAUAAUGCUACUGUUUAUCCAGGCUUAGUUUUAUCUAUACCUUUUACCUCAGAUCUUAUUACACUCCAUCAUUAGCUUCGUCUACCUUGCUUUCUUUACACAGCUAAUAAACACAACGUUAAUAAGUCAAUUAACUAUAUUAAUGUUAAAUUAGGAAUUUUGUUUUUAGUUUCAUAAAUAUUAUUUAGAAACUCCUAAUUCCCCUUUUCAACUUUUCUUUUUUUUAAUAGCGUUUUCUGUUAGUUAUUGCUCCACAAUUCAGAACUUUCUGGCUUGACUCAUUAUUUAGCAUUUUGACUGUAAUUUAAGGUGCCAAGUGAUGAUUUUCAGUGAAAGCUGACAUAUUUCCUAGUGACAAUAAGAUGGAUAUAUUUUCCCCAGACUGUAUAAUAUUUAAAGACAUUUUUAACUAGAUCUAAUAUGUAUAUAGUAGAGUGGCAGUGGGAAUUGGAUAUUUUACAAAUCACAGUGACUGAUAUGUGUUUUACAUUAAUAAAGGCUAUGAAUUAUCAA
This is a messenger RNA of Silurus meridionalis, 1803 nucleotides long. RefSeq names its product MOB kinase activator 1Bb (gene mob1bb). The coding region runs from base 143 to 793 and encodes 216 amino acids. Gene Ontology annotation, molecular function: protein kinase activator activity. The record is from RefSeq and is a predicted model, not a curated record. Gene Ontology annotation, cellular component: cytoplasm; nucleus. The transcript has 6 exons. Gene Ontology annotation, biological process: positive regulation of protein phosphorylation; hippo signaling. Lineage: Eukaryota; Metazoa; Chordata; Actinopteri; Siluriformes; Siluridae.